Erpetoichthys calabaricus (reedfish) is the source of this 2110-nucleotide messenger RNA. RefSeq names its product eukaryotic translation initiation factor 4E type 2-like. Lineage: Eukaryota; Metazoa; Chordata; Cladistia; Polypteriformes; Polypteridae. Gene Ontology annotation, biological process: translational initiation. The record is from RefSeq and is a predicted model, not a curated record. Bases 135 to 836 code for a protein of 233 amino acids. Gene Ontology annotation, cellular component: cytoplasm; eukaryotic translation initiation factor 4F complex. The transcript is spliced from 7 exons. Gene Ontology annotation, molecular function: translation initiation factor activity; RNA 7-methylguanosine cap binding.
ACAGUGCACAUGCGCAUUGGCGGUUGUGUAGCUAGUCACAUUUGCCGGCCUGAAUUUUUUCCGUUUGCUUAUAUAAAUUUAAGUUUGCAGCUAAGUUUAUUCUCUUCUCCUCAUUUAAACAAAGAGAGCAGGCAAUGAAUAAGUUUGACCAUUUAAAAGAUGAUGAUAGUGGUGAUCAUGAUGACCCUACUCCACAAAAAGAGACGGAGAAAUGUGAGAAGGAGAAUAACGCCAAGAGAAAGACAGUAACACCAGGAGUUGGAGAACAUCCUCUACAGUACAAUUACACCUUCUGGUAUUCCCGCCGCACUCCUAGUCGGCCUGCCAACACUCAGAGCUAUGAGCAGAACAUCAAACAAAUUGGCACUGUUGCAUCUGUGGAACAGUUUUGGAAGUUUUAUAGCCACUUGGUCAGACCAGGAGACCUGACUGGACAUAGUGACUUUCAUUUGUUUAAAGAAGGAAUUAAACCCAUGUGGGAGGAUGAAGCAAACAAAAAUGGAGGCAAGUGGAUUAUUAGAUUGCGUAAAGGCCUAGCAUCUCGUUUCUGGGAGAAUAUUAUUCUGGCUAUGCUUGGUGAGCAGUUCAUGGUGGGAGAAGAGAUUUGUGGAGUUGUGGUUUCCAUAAGGUUUCAAGAGGACAUCUUGUCAAUUUGGAAUAAGACCGCAAAUGAUCAGGUGACCACAUCUAGAAUAAGGGACACAUUGCGACGAGUUUUAAACUUGCCCCCCAAUACUAUUAUGGAAUACAAGACACACAAUGACAGUUUGAAAGCUCUUUUUGUAUCUGUCUGCAGGGACAAUUCCAGUUUCCGGAACACGAAGAUUUCACUGUGAGAUGGGAAAUACUCUGACCAAUUAUUCCUCUCUGCAUUCAGGGAUUUUUUUAACAUGCAGAAAUUUUCAACUUGGCAGAAAUACAUUGAAAAAGUCGGCUCCAGUCAUCUGCAAGUGCUUCCGUGGUCAAGCCUUAUAUGAACUUGUCUGCUCUGCAUUGUUUUGGGGUUGGUGGGUGGGUGAGAGAAGAUUUUUAUUUACACGAUGAAACAGAUCAGGAAAGCAAUCAUCUUUCUUUUUAAGUGUCUUUGUGUUCCUGAAAUUGGGAAUUUCUUGACUUCUUUAUGUUCUACAUUGUCUUUUUAAAGACUAAGACUAGGGGUUAAUUGAUGUGCUGAUUUGAUGUUUCAGUGCAGGGGUGGUAUUUGUUAGCUUUUUUGGGGCAGACCUCUGAGAGGAGCACCUUGCACCAUAAAAGGUAACCAUGGAAAAAAAAAUAUGUUCUAAAGGCUUAGAGCACCAAACUUACAUGACCAACAUAGAAUCAUUGUAUCGUAAAGGCUUAUUAAAUCAGGAUGUGAGUGUAAAAAAUAAACAUGAAUAAAUCAUUGUACUGUAUCUGAUAUCUUUGAGAAGGUGGCAUUUGAGUGGUGGACCACUAAUUUCUAUAUCUUAAACAUUUACACUCCAAGAGCGUAAAUAACCACAAUGAAGUUGUAAUUUGACUUCUUGGACCCUAGUAAUGUUAAGUGUGGUCUUAAGAGAAUUCCUUUAUUGAUUAGAGCUGAAGCCAUAUAUGAAUGUAUGUGUUAAACUGGAUUGAAAAGACUGUGCUGCUUAGGCAGUAAAGGGGCAUGCCUCACAGAUGGCUGAAGAAAAGUGCUAUGCUAGUGCUUGAAUCAGCUAUGUUUUUGUUUAAGGAUUUGUUAACAUACUGAUUAUGGCUGAAUUUCUAAAUGUUAAUUUAUAUGUCUAUUAUGAUUAUUUUGUUAUUCUUCACUUCUGCGUACUUUGUCAGCUUUUGCAUUUUUUUUUUCCCCGAAACUGUUAUUUUGCAUAUUAUGAGGUCACUGCAGUAGUCUUGAGAGGCAGACAUUGCUUCUUGUAUGUGGGAUAGCUUUGUAAUAGUGACCUUUUAUUUGCACAUUUCAGUCUCAUUAUGAAAGUAUUUAGCAUUCUUGUAGAGUAAUACAAAUCAAGGUGGGUUGUCUCUUGCUCUAUUUCUGAGUAAGUUUACAAUAUCAAUUUUUUUUUAACUUUUUAUUUAUAUCUGUAUACAUGUUCACCACUUUCUCUCACUGUCCUUCUAAAAAUGCACAGGAGACAGUUUGUUU